GUGUGUUCACUGUUCACAAUUCUGACCCGGCCCAUUAUUGUCCCGGGCAGAAAACAUAACCAAAUACUUUGAGGUUUAUUAAACCCAAAGCUCCGAAGUAGAAACCCUAAAACCCUUGGCUUCUUCACUAGCCACACACACAAUGGAAGGGAAGCUCGAAGCUGCCGGAAAAGAUGUUCUUGUUGAUAUUGUCAAGUUGGCUCAAAAGAGAGGAAUGGAAGGUAGUAAAGGUGGGUGGAAGCAGUUUUUGAGUUCGUACGAUAAGCAACUUGGGUCUAGUUUAAGUGAUCCUUCGAGGAGGAAACCUGAAGUGUUGCUUGCUUUCCUCAAUACGUUUACUAAGGAGGAGGAUUUGAAGUACCUUGAAAAAUUAUUGGAUUGCCAUGCUAAUCGUGACAAUGUGUUGAAAGACUUGAAGAAAUCGGCUGGUGCUGAAUCUCCGGAACAGAAAUUGGUCCGGCUAACUCUGGAACACCCUCACUACCCAUCCAGUUAUUCAUUUCCAUCACACGAGGAGGGUUGGGAGGUUACAAAGAAAAUCAAGAAGUCCAAGGCAAUGAGAUCAACUGAUAUGAUAUCUGUUGACUGUGAGAUGGUUCUUUGUGAAGACGGUACUGAAGCUUUGGUGAGGGUUUGUGUUGUGGAUCGCAAUUUAGAGGUAAAACUUGAUAAGCUUGUAAAACCUGAUAAAGCAGUUGCAGAUUACAGAAGUGAUAUAACUGGUAUAACUGCAGAAGAUUUAGUAGGCGAGACUUGUUCGUUGCUAUACGUGCAGAAAUCAUUAAAGAACCUAUUAAAAAACGGAACAAUAUUGGUAGGCCACAGUUUGAAUAAUGAUCUGAAAGCACUAAAGCUAGAUCAUGCAAGGGUUAUUGAUACUGCCCUUGUCUUUAGAUAUGCUAAUGGAUCUAAUUUCAGAAGACCUUCUCUGAGUGACUUGUGUAAGUUAGUGUUGGGAUUUGAACUUCGGGAAAAGGGUGCCCCACACAAUUGUCUAGAUGAUGCCAGUGCUGCAAUGAAACUCGUUCUUGCUCAGAUAGAAGCUGGUGUGGAGAAUCUUGUACGGCUACCUGAAAAAGACGUGGCUGAAAAAGAUAUGGCAAAGUUACUUGUACACCGUAUAUCAACCAGUUUACCUGAAGAAGAGUUGCAUAAUAUUAUUUCUGGGGAGUUUACAAUCGAAGUGAAGACUGGUAAUAAAGCUGGAGGGGGGGUUUAUUCGGCUUUCAUUAUCUUUGGGAAUCAACAGCUGGCAAAUGAAGCGUAUGAAAACCUUGACGGGAAACAAGAGCAGGAUUCAUCUGGGCGACCACAGAAGUUGGUUUCGUAUAAACUCACAACUGGUGUAACUCAUAGCUUAUAUGUAUGUAAGAUAGUUCAUGACAGUCAAAUUGGCCAAACUGUGUCAAAGAGGUCAUUAGAAGGCGAGGUGCCAGUUAAGUCUAAGAAGAAGUCAAAACCAGACCCAGUAGUUCAAGAGCCAGAGCAAAACCAGGUAGAUUCGGAGAUUGAAAAAUUGAAGCUACAACUUAGCCUCAGAGACCAGGAAAUUUCGAAUUUGAAUAAAAUAAUUGCUAAGCUAACAAGGAAACAAAGACGGUGAUCAGGUCAUCAGAUGUUGACAACGAGAAGUUUUAGCCUGCAAUUUCAUGUUUGUGCUUCAUCUCAAAUUAUACGCUUCCCUUCAGAAGCUGGUAGUCCCUUCUAAUUUUAGGGAAGCUACUACUGAAAAUUGAAGUAGAUAAUUAAGCUACAGUCACGAGAUGGAAUUUCGUCUGUGCUAUAGAAGUUCAGACAAAUGAAGAAAGCAAAUUGUAUCAGUAGAAUAUUGUAAUUUUGUAUUCAAUACAACAAAGUAAUGCAACUUUUCCCAUAUUUUAUUUAUUUUAGUUAAUUGUUUUUUAUUUACCA
Molecule: messenger RNA, 1911 nt
Organism: Daucus carota subsp. sativus
Lineage: Eukaryota; Viridiplantae; Streptophyta; Magnoliopsida; Apiales; Apiaceae
Product: small RNA degrading nuclease 1
Exons: 12
Coding region: 143-1603 (486 amino acids)
Cellular component (GO): nucleus
Molecular function (GO): exonuclease activity; nucleic acid binding
Source: RefSeq, a predicted model, not a curated record